This is a messenger RNA of Cryptococcus deneoformans JEC21, 1660 nucleotides long. RefSeq lists its product as hypothetical. Lineage: Eukaryota; Fungi; Basidiomycota; Tremellomycetes; Tremellales; Cryptococcaceae. The record is from RefSeq and is a predicted model, not a curated record. The transcript is spliced from 9 exons. Bases 158 to 1483 code for a protein of 441 amino acids.
UGCAUGCUGUGCCACUGAAAGGAGCAUUGCCAUCACCAUCACCGUCACCAUCACUCCCGCGGCGCCAUACUCACGCUACUCACCCGCUGCCCCCAGCCAUACUGACCUCCACAGAUCUGUCCCGUCUUCUUCGAGCACCCGCAAGCCCCCGCCCGCGAUGCAGUACUACAGCAACCCGCAGAUGAACUCCGCCAUGCAAGGAGGCAUGGGCAUGGGCAUGGGCGCGAAUCAAGGUAUGCUGGGCCAGAACCCGAUGCUGGGCAUGAAUGGUAUGGGCAUGCAGGGGAUGGGCAGUUAUGGGCAGGCCUGGAGGAACCUGGGCUAUGACUAUACCCCGCCGAGUCUUGCGUACAAGCCCGACGCCGCCUGGGGAGCCUGGGACCUUGCCAACGCCCAGUACAACGGUGGCCGCCUCGAACGAGGGUUCUUCGAUAACAUUAUCUCAACCCUGACCAACUUUUUCGCAAACCGCCACCUAUCUGAAGACUCCGCAAGGGAUGCACAUAGGAGAGUGUAUUACCAGGGCGAAGGCGCGGAUGCGGGGAAUAAGACGCUGGGAGGAGCGGCGGCUUAUCAGGCCUACUUGAUCUGGGACCGUGACCAUUACUCGGCCUAUCAUGCCAUGCCUAGUCAAGAGAACAGAGAAAGGCUUGUAGGACUUGCCGUUGCAGAGCUGUUCAGCUUAUGGGAUCGCGUCCAGCCACGAAGUACGCGAGCGACUACUGAAGAAGCCGCGCAGUACGCUGCUGCUACUGCCAAGUAUCUCUUUGACCGCCAUUACGACCUCCCACACAAUCCGCAUCCAUACCAUCGAGCUGGCUCCCGAUUUUCGAAUUAUCGUGGGGACGAUAGUGAUUCGGAGGAUGAACACCAUCUUCGUCGACGAAGCAUGUACGGCCAACCGUAUAACGGAAUGCAAGCAGCUCCCAAUAUGGGUGCGGGAGGUAUCAUGAACGGGAUGAUGCCAGGUGGUAUGCCAGGUGGUAUGCCAGGCCAAGGUAUGGGCAUGGGCAUGGGGAUGCAGCCAGGGAUGCAGCCAGGGAUGAUGGGUGGGAUGCAGCCAGGGAUGAUGGGUGGGAUGCAGCCAGGGAUGAUGGGUGGGAUGCAAGGUAUGGGUAUGGGCCAGAUGGGCAUGGGCCAGAUGGGUAUGCCUGGUAUGCAGGGUAUGGGCCAGAUGGGGGGGAUGGGGGGGAUGGGGAUGCAGCCCGGGAUGAUGGGCCAGAUGGGGAUCGGCGGGAUGAAUGGGAUGGCCCAGAUGGGAGGGAUGGGGAUGCAACCUGGAAUGAUGGGUUUACAGCAGGGUGUACCACCUCAUGGAUCUAUAGGCGAGAGUCAAGCUGCGCCCGGAAUGCAUCCAUACCACUACGGCGCGCAAUCAGGUGUCGCAUGGGGUAAUCAACCGAUUGACCAAGUGGGGAACCCCACAUUUCUGGGGGGACCACAGAGGAGUUGGUAUGGCUACGGGCAGCCAAGGUAUUUUUGAAUGAGAACGGGGAAUGGGAGCAGGAACUCGUAGAGAGCGAGAUCAGAGAGGAUGAAAUAAGGGAGGUUAGAAAAGUGAAAUGUGUUAGAUGGAAAGCGGAAGAUGAGCUAGUCUCAGAGAUGGAGUGAUUGUAUCAUAUAAAGCUCUCAUGUGUAUUACCGAUAGAUAUCAAUUGAA